AUGCCAUCUCGAGAGUCCUAUGAUGUUCAAAAGAAAGAGAAGCCUCUGGUGCAAAAGGCCAAGAGAGAGGCCAGUCAGGAGGACAUUCUGGCUGCGGCUCUGGGAAUGAGGAUGGGGCCACAGAAACCUUCAGCCACUUUUUGGCAACCACUUAAACUAUUAGCCUACUCACAGUUCACCUCACUGGUGCGCAGAGCCACACUGAAGGAGGAUAACCGGGAGCCCAGGUCUGAGAAAGUCCACAACUUUAAGGUUCACACCUUCCGGGGGCCUCACUGGUGCGAACACUGUGCUAGAUUCAUGUGGGGAGUGAUGGCUCAGGGGGUCAAAUGUGCAGACUGUGGUAUGAAUGUUCACAAAGAGUGCUCGGCUCAGGUACCCGACGACUGCAAGCCCAACCUGAGACACAUCCGCAAGGUUUACAGCUGCGACCUCACAACAUUGGUAAAGGCCUACAACACAGCCCGGCCCAUGGUGGUGGACAUGUGCAUACGAGAAAUCGAGUCCAGAGGACUGAGAUCAGAGGGCCUCUACAGGAUAUCUGGGUUCAGUGAUUCAGUGGAAGAAGUCAAGAUGGGAUUUGAUAAAGAUGGAGAGAAGACAGAUAUCUCAGUGAAUGCCUAUGAAGACAUCAAUAUCAUCACAAGUGCACUGAAGCUAUAUCUCAGGGAUUUGCCUGUUCCUGUGAUCUCCUACGACGCUUACCCCAGGUUCAUCGAGGCCACAAAGUUCACAGAUCCUGAAAAGAAGCUUGAGGCUUUCCGGGAGGCUCUCGCUCUGCUGCCACCAUCACACAAGGAAACUCUCAAGUACCUCAUGGCCCAUUUAAAAAGGGUUACACAGAAUGAGAAAUUUAACCUGAUGAGUGCGGAAAACCUCGGUAUUGUCUUUGGCCCCACUCUCAUGCGUGCACCCAACCAGGAUGCCAUGACAGCACUGAACGACGUCCGCUACCAGAGGCAGGUGGUGGAGGUCCUCAUCAAAAACGAAGAUGUGCUCUUUUAAGCUCUAAACAGGACAUUUGAGACAACAUUUUGCAACUUCUCUUUUGUGUAAAGACUUAUUUUGUAUCAUAGUGAUGGGUACUUUUUGAAAUGCCUUGCAUAUGGACUAACAUCUGGUUGCAGAUUAUGCACACUACACCUAUUUCCUGACUCCCCAUUUUUGUCGGGGUUGCUUUAGAAGUUGAUAGACCAGCAUGCAUGGUGCAAGGUCUCUUUUGACUUGUUGUAAUUUAGCACGUGUUCAGACUGUGAUUUUGCUUUAGUCGUGUAGUAAGUAAUUAUUAUCCAUGUUCCUUUUUACAUACUUUGCAGUUAUUUUUGUGAAACGUUAUACAUCUGGAUGUAUGAAUAAGCUACUAAAUUUUCUUAGGUGAUUUUUUUAUGAUGCUGUAUUUUUUUAUCUCCUUGAUCGUUUGUAAGUGAUCCACAGUUCUUAGUUGAAUCUACUUUUUGUCUGUAAACACUGGUGCAUUUGCCUGACAGUUAACGGUGUUAUUGUGCUAUAAAAAAAAAAAAACUUUUUGUGAAAUUAAUUUUGUACUGUAAUGUUUUCUAUACAACCUUUGCAUGAUCACUUUAAUUUAUUAAACCACACUUUGACAAACUC
Molecule: messenger RNA, 1611 nt
Organism: Cyprinodon tularosa
Lineage: Eukaryota; Metazoa; Chordata; Actinopteri; Cyprinodontiformes; Cyprinodontidae
Gene: chn1
Product: chimerin 1
Exons: 7
Coding region: 1-1005 (334 amino acids)
Biological process (GO): regulation of GTPase activity; signal transduction
Molecular function (GO): GTPase activator activity
Source: RefSeq, a predicted model, not a curated record